CACGCAACACCAUAACACGGAUGUCUCUGCUGUAACUUAUUGUACCGCCGCAUCCUGCCCACUACCCGUCCCCCUCGCCAAUCUUGCCCCUUUGGUUAGACUUGGGGAUUGUCGACGAUAGAAGUCUAGUUAUGAACCAAUUGACGACUUGCAGGAAAGCAUGAUGCAGACCCGGUCACGCCAGACCGGGCUAGGCCUAGCUGCGAAACAGGAUCGUCAGGCUAUCAGUCUCAUUGCUCGUUUCCCUUUGUCUUUCCACGUCUCGUUUAUUCACCUCGUCCAGUACACUCAUCAACCACCCCUCGAGGGUUUUCUGCUCCACCAUGUUCGUUUAAUGGGUCGUCCGUUGGCCUUUUUUAUUUUAUUUUUCUUAAUUUAUAUAGCUUGGGCCAGGACUUGAUCCGAGGGUACCUUGCAGACAGAC
Messenger RNA from Colletotrichum navitas, 424 nucleotides. RefSeq lists its product as uncharacterized. The transcript has a single exon. Bases 161 to 400 code for a protein of 79 amino acids. The record is from RefSeq and is a predicted model, not a curated record. NCBI's taxonomy places the organism in Eukaryota, Fungi, Ascomycota, Sordariomycetes, Glomerellales, Glomerellaceae.